CAGGCUGGCUAUCGUGAUUGUGACAUGCCGUUGCCAGGGUACAUGACAAAACAGCUCUCUGAAACACGCCGUCAAGACGUGCUGCGGGUCAGAAUGCAGUAUCCAUCGAGACAUAUCACAUCCAUCGCGGUGCUCAGCCUCAGUCUUCGGUUCCUGGAAGUGUUCCUAUUCUGGUUCAUCUGUUCCUGUUGGUACCUUGCAGUCGCAUCCCCGUCAUCCUGUCGGUUCUAUCCUCUGGUGGGUCCGGUCCUCGGCGCUAUCAGCUUAUGUGGCUUGUACACAGCCACAGCCCUGUAAUUUCGUUCGACCAACAUUUCUUCUUCGAGCCAUUAUUUAACUUUGAUAUAUCGCUGCAUAAUACCAUUGUUUCAUCAUUCUCCGCUUGCUUUCGAGGAUGCCUACACUAGAC
Messenger RNA from Neurospora hispaniola, 409 nucleotides. RefSeq lists its product as uncharacterized. The coding region runs from base 25 to 297 and encodes 90 amino acids. The transcript has 2 exons. Lineage: Eukaryota; Fungi; Ascomycota; Sordariomycetes; Sordariales; Sordariaceae. The record is from RefSeq and is a predicted model, not a curated record.